CCUAUCCUUGGACUUGCAGCACUCCGCUCUGAGACAUUGUUAAUCCGUUUCGCUCCAAAAUUAUCCAUUCCGCGGGUUUCAUCCAUUCGUUUUCGUUUCAAUUUGUUGUAAUGAUUUUGUUGAGCUGAAAAUGUCGGACAAUUUUCUUGUAUUCCCUUGCAAAGUGCUGUUCUGGAUUUUGAGCAAAUACCCUGAGGUAUGAGUCCUAUAUUUGCAGGGCUAGGUUUGUUUCAUACCGUCUCCCAGAUUCAGAGUUAUGUGUGACAGGGGAGGGGUUACAUGUGUAAAUAUUCAGAGUAAAGCCAUACCCAGUAAAACUAAGUGUUUGCAAUGAGUAGUUCUACAAGGCCUUUUGCUGUUGGUGACAGUAAAAGUAGAGAUAGAGCUGUGUGUGGUGAUCAAAAGCAUGGGGAUAGCCUUGGUCAUGAAAUCUGGCAACUCACAAGGGUUUGCUCCAGCCCCCAUAGAUGGCUGUGUGGGGCCAGACCGGGCAAGGUGAGUUUACCUGUUUCCCCAGUGAAAAUGUUAGGAGGCAGGGAAGUCAACUAUAAUGGAAGAGGGAGAUUCACUUCCUCAGAUUGCUGUCACAUUUUGAGCCGAUAUUUGCCCGUUUAUGGCCCUUCAUUAGUUGAUAGAAUGACAAGUUGUGCCUAUGUGUCACAAUUCUCCGCAGAUGGUUCUCUAUUUGUUGCCGGUUUCCAGGAAAGCCAUAUUAGAAUUUAUAAUGUUGAUUGUGGGUGGAAAAUUCAGAAUGACAUUCAUGCCAGAAGUUUGCGGUGGACAAUAACCGAUACAUCACUUUCACCCGAUCAACGUUUUCUUGUUUAUUCUAGUAUCUCACCUGUUGUACAUAUUGUUGAUGUUGGAUCUGGUGCAAAAGAGUCUGUUGCAAAUGUUACGGAAAUUCAUGAAGGUCUAGAGUUUUCGUCAGAUGUUGAUGACUAUGAUGAUUAUUCCUUUGGAAUCUUUUCUGUAAAAUUUUCAACUGAUGGGCGAGAACUUGUAGCUGGUAGCAGUGAUGAUUCAAUAUAUGUCUAUGAUCUUGAAACAAAGAAACUAAGCCUUCGUAUCAAUGCUCAUCAGUCUGAUGUUAAUGCUGUAUGCUUUGCUGAUGAAACUGGCCAUCUUAUAUUCUCUGGGAGUGAUGAUAACUUGUGUAAGGUUUGGGACAGACGCUGCUUUGCGUCCGAACAGAAAGCAGCUGGUGUCCUCAUAGGCCAUCUUGAAGGCAUCACAUUUGUUGACACUCGAGGAGAUGGCCGUUACCUUAUAUCAAAUGGAAAAGAUCAGGCAAUGAAACUCUGGGAUAUCAGAAAAAUGUCUUCAAAUGUGAAUUACACCCCCAGGCCUCGAAAAUACGAUUGGGAUUAUAGAUGGAUGGACUACCCUGAGCAUGCACGAAACAAGAGACAUCCACACGACCUGUCAGUCUCUACAUACAGAGGGCAUUCAGUAUUGCGCACACUGAUACGUUGUUACUUUUCUCCUGCAUAUAGCACGGGACAGAAGUACGUCUACACUGGAUCAACCGACUCUUCUGUUUAUAUUUAUGACCUGGUGAGUGGUGCUCUAGUCGCAAAGCUAGACUAUCAUGAGGCUCCUGUAAGAGACUGCAAUUGGCAUCCUUUUCUGCCCAUGUUAACCAGCUCAUCAUGGGAUGGUGUCAUUGUGAACUGGGAAUUUCCUGGUUCUAGUGAAAGCCUCCACCCCUAGUGCGUCGACAUACGAUAUGGUAAGCAACAACCGAACUUGCACGCCUCUCAUAGACGACAACUAAAUGCUUCCAAUAUAUAUGUAUGUGUGUGUAUGUGAUACACACACACACACACACAUCAUUUCCCUGCGUGUAAUAAUAGUUAAAAUGUAAUCCGAGCGUGGAGUUGUGGUCAUUCCGAAAACAUGCUUCAAACGUUAUAGGGUGUCAUUUGUGACAAGCCUGAAAUACUUUUCCAGCAGCUGUGUACUUGUAGUCUUGUACCGAGGUUUAUAGUUGGAUUUUCUUGUACAUGAAAAUACCAUAGAUGGGUGGAGAUAUUCUACAUAAUAAAAAUGAAAGUGUUUU
Molecule: messenger RNA, 2062 nt
Organism: Cuscuta campestris
Lineage: Eukaryota; Viridiplantae; Streptophyta; Magnoliopsida; Solanales; Convolvulaceae
Source: the annotation of a GenBank genome assembly